Molecule: messenger RNA, 2842 nt
Organism: Carcharodon carcharias (great white shark)
Lineage: Eukaryota; Metazoa; Chordata; Chondrichthyes; Lamniformes; Lamnidae
Gene: pmm2
Product: phosphomannomutase 2
Exons: 8
Coding region: 52-807 (251 amino acids)
Biological process (GO): GDP-mannose biosynthetic process; protein N-linked glycosylation; mannose metabolic process
Cellular component (GO): cytosol
Molecular function (GO): phosphomannomutase activity
Source: RefSeq, a predicted model, not a curated record
GCCUGCGCACUGGGGAAGCCUUCCUGGUGCCGUUAGGAAGCCAGAAGGAAAAUGGCAGCGGGGGAGAGGGAGUUUGGCGGGGUUCUGUGUCUCUUUGAUGUGGAUGGCACCCUCACUCAAGCUCGGCAGAAAAUCACCCUGGACAUGGAUGAGUUUAUACAACGUUUAAGGAAAAAGGUGAAAGUUGGAGUUGUGGGCGGUUCUGAUUUCGAUAAAAUUAAAGAGCAGCUAGGAGACGAGGUUGUUUCAAAAGUUGAUUAUGUGUUUGCUGAAAAUGGCUUAGUUGCAUAUAAAGAGGGCAAGUUUUUGGCUAAACAGAGCAUCCAGAGCUAUGUUGGUGAGGAAAUACUUCAGGACCUGAUCAACUACUCUCUAAAUUAUAUGGCCAAGAUUAAGCUGCCUAAAAAAAGGGGCACUUUUAUUGAGUUCCGUAAUGGAAUGCUAAACAUCAGUCCAAUCGGUAGGAAUUGCAGCCAAGAAGAACGUAUUGAAUUCUUUGAACUUGACAAAAAAGAAGAGAUCAGAGAAAAAUUUGUGGCUGAUUUACGAAGAGAAUUUGCAGGGAAGGGCCUCACUUUUUCUAUAGGUGGACAGAUCAGCUUUGAUGUGUUUCCAGAUGGGUGGGAUAAACGAUACUGCCUGGGAAUCCUUGAGAGUGACAAUUACAAGACCAUCCAUUUCUUUGGUGAUAAAACCUCACCAGGUGGGAAUGACUAUGAAAUAUACAGUGAUGCAAGAACUAUAGGUCAUUCUGUGACAUCUCCAGAGGACACUAGGAGAAUUUGUGAUGAAUUAUUUUUCCACUGAGGGAUCAGUCUUCAUCAUGAAGUUGUGGAUGUUUUCCAAGUUCACAUCAUCUAAAUGAAGAAAUAUACUUGAAUUAAAUCUAACUUUUCUCAGCUUAUUAUGACCAUUUCCACAAAAAUCCUGAAACUAUUUUUAUUACAUCGGGAGCAACUUUUUUUUUUAAAUAACCUCUAAUUUUUUAGUGGAGUAUUAGCUAACUAUUGGGCAAGCUAUGGGUGUGGUCCCUAAAAUUAAAAUUAAAGGCAAAAUCUCAAGUAGAAAUUAAGCAACAGAUAAUUUGACUAAUAAAUGGGAGCUAAAGAUGCAGCCAAUUAAUGAUCCUCUUAAUUGCACUUCUUACCUCAUAACAUGUAGAAUAUUUAGACCUGAUGUGAAAGGAUGAAUUUAUUAGGCAAAUAUAGUGUAUAUACUUGAAUAGGCUAUAGUCAUUUACUGUGGCAUUCCUUCCAUUGAUUUUUUUUAACCAAAAAAACCUGGUUAGCAAAAUUGAAAAUCAGGAAACUCAGUUAAGUACUUCCUCAAACUUAACAGCAGGAAUUAUAUUAUCACUUGAACCUUAAUUCCUUAACAUGGAAUUUUUGGGCCAAAUCUUCUGGUCUCCAGAUCGUUGGAUACUGGAUAUAUGACCGAAGAUGCAUUUUAGGACCCUGUGGAAGAUCUUAUGCGCUGAUCCACAUGGGAAUUGCCCAGAAAGUUUCAGCAUCCGAUGGGCAAUUCCCCAGCUUCCUGAGACCCUCUGCGAAUGCCUCUGACUCUGAAUUAGAUGUGGAGACUUGGGACAGAUCCACAAUAGUUACCUAGGAAAUGUUAGACACAUAUUAGGCCAGGUUUUAAUUUGGGUAACUGCACCACUGACCCCACAAUCAACCACAACCCCCACUCCCCACGCCACUGACCCAACCACCCUCCUUGCAACCAUCUCCCCAACUACCCACCUCACGCAACCAUCCACUUACCUAUUUUACCCCUCUACCUGCCCCCACCUACCUAUUCAUCCUCUCACUCAUCCAUUCACUAACAUUCAAAGACUGGACCUUUAAACUUACCAUCCAGCAGCUGUAAAAAGGAGGGACGUCCUAUCUUUCCUUGAUUCUACUCUGUUCUGACGGAGUUCCCGGAGAGACACAGCGUUGCGCAUUUCUGUGGAAGUUGGGAUUGGAAGACUCAGGGAGAAACACACUGCAGCAUCGAGUCAGGGGAAUUUUCGAUCUCAACGGCAAUCCAACGAUCAUUACCACUGCUCAGAAGAUCCAGCCCUUUAUUACUUAACUUUAGAUUCAAUCAAGACCUUUACUCUGUAUUUUUAAAAUUAUGCUAGUCACUGUGAGGGUUAGAAGGGUGCUGUACUUAGCAACUGAGCUCACAGUAGCAACCCUGCAGUGAUCUUGCUAAUCAUCUCCCAUGGGUUCUCUGACUUCAGAAUAAUGCUCAUACAGUACCAAGCAAUAAUCCACAGAACCAUCUGUUGGAAUGUGUUCUUCAUUUUUAUUUAAAACUACAUUUUACAACAAUUAUACAAUAUUCAUGAUUAUGGGGUCCCCAAAAAUCUAGUUAAGAUCCACUACUGUCUUUGAAUUAAUUAAUUUUCCUAUUUGAAAAUCUGUUUACAUUUACAUCUGUAAGGAUGGCUGUCAAUCAUAUACUACAUGUUACAAUAAUGUUGUUAUUCCUACCUCUAGCCAUAUGCAAUGAGAGAUAUAUUUCGAUACCUAGUUUUAAUAAAGAUAUAUAUAUCAGAGUAAGGGGAAAUAAUUUUAAAUGCUUGUUGUAGCUGUCCUUGUGUUCAUUCAAUUCAAAGAAAGGAACGACAGAAAACUAGAACUCCUGAAUGCAAGACAUAGGCAGACUGCCUUUCCUAAUAUCUCUAAUAAUAAUUUGGUUUCACAUUUUACAUCUUGACUGAAAUAUCUCGAGCAAAGGCUUUGUGUGCAAGUUUGAUUCUGUAUACUGUGACACGUGAUUCUGUGCACUGCAAGGAUAUUGUACUUUUUUUUGCAAACAAAUAAAGCCAUGAUAAAAGCAAUUUCAUGAAAAA